This is a messenger RNA of Prorocentrum cordatum, 660 nucleotides long. The record is from the annotation of a GenBank genome assembly. NCBI's taxonomy places the organism in Eukaryota, Dinophyceae, Prorocentrales, Prorocentraceae.
AUGGCCGAGCUGUUCGUAUACGGCACUGGCGUGAACUCGUGCGGGGGACCGCCGACGCCUCCUCCGACUGCUGCAACCCCCAGUCCCGCUGCUGGGGGGGCCGCCUCGGCUUCUGCCAUUGGCGACCCCCACCUGACGAACGUGUACGGCCAGAAGUUCGACCUGAUGAAGUUGGGCAAGCACGUUCUGAUAAACAUCCCCCGUGGAGAGCCCGCGGAGAGCGCCUUCUUGCGCGUGCAGGCCCUUGCUCAGCGAUUGGGUGACCAGUGCGGGGAUGUGUACUUCCAAGAGGUGAACGUUACAGGGUCUUGGGCAGAGGCAAAACAAGCGGGAGGGUAUCAUUACAGCAUCUCGCAAAGCGUCGCUGAGUCUCCAGAAUGGGUCGCUUUUGGCGAGGUGGAGUUGAAAGUGGUUCAGGGACGUACGCACGUUGGCACGAAGUAUUUCAACGUGUACGUGAAGCGCUUGGGACGAGCGGGGUUUGCUGUGGGAGGUCUACUAGGGGAAGACGAUCAUACAGAUGCAACACAGGUUCCAGCGUCUUGCCACAGGCAAGUUGCUCUGGUAGAUGGGAAUACGGACGCCCAGGAUUCGUUGAGCAUCACCUUGUCAUCCGCAUCGUCAAGCUUCGCGUCAUUCGCAUCUGCAAGCUUGGAGUGA